AUGGUCCUAGAUGAAUAAAUCUGACUGCGAAUCACUUCUCGACUGGUAUUUGGUGUCGGAAAGUCACAAAAAAAUGGCUAUAAUUGGCUAUAUUUGGCUACAUUUGAGUAAUUAGUGGGACCGGUGGAAGCAGGUUCGGGAACCAGGUACAUUCAGGAGCCGGUGCAUGUUCAGCACCCCAGUACCUGCCUACAGUGUGUAACAGAGACGUGACUGAUCGCCCAAGCGGUUAACGAGCUGAUCAGUGAUGAAGAGGAUAAGUAAAGUAAAAAGUGACUUGCCUCCGUCCCGUGUAGACAAGUACUGUACUGUGUGGCCAGCCAGACCAGGAGCUGCCUUUAUCACUAGAUCACGGGGGGCGGUCUGGUGAUAACUCCCACCAGAUAUUCCACCAGUUGUUUGUUUGUUACGUGUUAAGAAAUAACGUGAUGUCCGAGAUCAUCAAAGUGGGCGUGUUGACCGUGAGUGACCGCUGCGCAGCUGGUGAGGCUGUUGAUGAGAGUGGUGCCAACCUUCAAGCUCUUGUUGCCAGUGGGACUGUGUAUGGUGGAAAGGUGAGCAAAUAUAUGUGUAUUGCUGAUGAAUUGUCACUGAUCAAGGAAACACUUAUCAACUGGUGUGAUGAGGAGAAGUUGCAGCUGAUCAUCACCACUGGUGGAACAGGUUUUGGUCCCCGGGAUGUCACACCAGAAGCUGUAAAGAAGGUUAUUGAACGUGAGGCACCAGGAUUAUCAACAUGCAUGAUAACGGAGUCCCUUAAGGUCACUCCAUUAGCCAUGUUGUCACGACCUGUGUGUGGCUCUCGGGGGAAGACGUUGAUUGUAACAUUGCCAGGCAGCAAGAAGGGGUCAGAGGAGUGUUUGAGGUUCAUUGCCCCGGCUGUCCCACAUGCUGUUGACCUGCUCAUGGGCUGGAAAACACGUGUAGAGAAGACUCAUAGUGCACUACAGGCUGUGGGAGGUCACUGUGAACACAUUCAUCACCCCCGUGCUCAUCCACAUGGCCAUGGCCUUCAUCACUACCAUCAUCAUCAUCAUUGCCAUGCUUUGGGAGGAGAAGCUGAAAAUCAGGAGUCAAAGGCAGAUGUUUCUCGUAUUUCUGGUCGACCAAGAAAGUCUCCAUAUCCAAUGAUAUCGGUCUCUGAAGCACUCUCAACUGUUCUCUCUCAUGCCGAACAGUGUGCAAACAAGACACUCCCCAUGCAAGAAUCACUAGGAUUUGUCUUGGCUCAAAACAUCAUUGCAAAGGAUCCACUUCCCCCUUUCCCAGCUUCUAUAAAAGAUGGAUAUGCAGUGUUGGCAUCUGAUGGUGCUGGUUUACGCACUGUAGGAGGUGACUCAACAGCAGGAUGCAGUCCAGAAAAGACGAGGGUGAGCAGUGGAAUGUGUAUCCGAGUGAACACUGGAGCGCCAGUCCCUGCAGGGGCUGAUGCUGUAGUUCAGGUGGAAGAUACAGAACUGGUAAAAGAAGAUGAUGAUGGUCGUAAGGAACUUGAAAUUAAGAUAUUGAAAGUACCAAACCAGGGACAAGAUAUUCGGCCUCUGGGAUGUGACAUAGCAACAGGACAAAAAGUUCUGGCCUGUGGUACUCUUCUUGGACCUGCAGAGUUGGGACUUCUGGCUACUGUAGGAGUAACAGAGGUGCUAGUUGUUAACAAGCCAACUAUUGCUAUUCUUUCUACUGGCAAUGAGCUUCAAGAACCAGGAGAGCCACUGAGGGAAGGACACAUCCGUGAUAGUAACAAGACAACCCUAAUGUCACUCUUACGUCAAUAUGGCUACCCUGUUAUUAAUGCAGGUAUUGCAAAGGAUGAUCCCACAGCCCUCCUCAGUUCAUUGAAAUAUGCUUUUAGCCAAGCUGAUGUCCUGGUCACCACUGGUGGGGUGUCUAUGGGUGAACGCGACAUACUGCGGCCUGUUCUCACUACAGAUUUUGAUGCCCACAUUCACUUUGCCCAGGUAUUUAUGAAACCUGGCAAGCCAACGACUUUUGCCACAUGUCAGGUUAAUGGUCGCAAGAAGCUGAUUCUUGGACUCCCUGGAAACCCUGUGUCUGCUGUUGUGACAAGUACCCUCUAUAUCUUGCCUCUGUGUCGCAAGAUGAGUGGCAGGAGUGAUCAUAUGAAUACAGAAAUAAGAGCUAAGUUGUCAGAGUCCAUACAAAUUGAUCCAAGACCAGAGUACCAUAGAGCCACUCUGUGUUGGCAUCCUGGUGUAGACAUUCCCUUAGCUCACUCUACUGGUAACCAGCUGUCAUCUCGCCUGUUAUCUCUGGCUUCAGCUCAAGCUCUUCUUAAAUUACCACCAGCAACACCAGAAGUCAAAGAGUUGGCAGAAGGCACAGUUGUUGAUGCAAUACUUUUAGAAAUGUAAGCAAAUAUUCUGAAUUUAAAAUCCUUUAAUAAAAUGUUUAUUAUAC
Homarus americanus (American lobster) is the source of this 2418-nucleotide messenger RNA. RefSeq names its product gephyrin-like (gene cin). The transcript has 9 exons. The record is from RefSeq and is a predicted model, not a curated record. Gene Ontology annotation, molecular function: molybdopterin molybdotransferase activity. Gene Ontology annotation, cellular component: postsynaptic membrane; dendrite; cytoplasm. Bases 429 to 2372 code for a protein of 647 amino acids. Gene Ontology annotation, biological process: establishment of synaptic specificity at neuromuscular junction; postsynaptic neurotransmitter receptor diffusion trapping; Mo-molybdopterin cofactor biosynthetic process. Lineage: Eukaryota; Metazoa; Arthropoda; Malacostraca; Decapoda; Nephropidae.